Molecule: messenger RNA, 1617 nt
Organism: Dendronephthya gigantea
Lineage: Eukaryota; Metazoa; Cnidaria; Anthozoa; Malacalcyonacea; Nephtheidae
Product: vacuolar protein-sorting-associated protein 36-like
Exons: 15
Coding region: 107-1264 (385 amino acids)
Biological process (GO): protein transport to vacuole involved in ubiquitin-dependent protein catabolic process via the multivesicular body sorting pathway
Cellular component (GO): late endosome membrane; ESCRT II complex
Molecular function (GO): ubiquitin binding; phosphatidylinositol-3-phosphate binding
Source: RefSeq, a predicted model, not a curated record
CAACCUCGUACCCAGGUCCUUCUAGGGAGGGAGAGAAGAUUAAGAGAUGCUUUGCGAUGGUUGCAGAGACAUGGUUGCUUUUGUGUUUUAAUACACGGUGUAAGGAAUGGAUAGAUUUUCUUGGAUAUCAAGUAAUACUCCACUAAACACAGGAGAAGAACUUGUUAUACAACAACGUGGCUUACGAAUUUAUGACGGAGAAAACAAGACAAAUUUUGAUAAUGGGAACUUAAUAUUGACUUCAUUUUCUUUAAUAUGGGAAGAUGAAGAGCAACAGGAUAGGAGAAUUCAAUUGUAUCUUGAAUUAAUUAUAAGAAUAGAAGAACAAGCAGCUGGGUUCAUGAAAAGUGCCAAAUUAUUGUUACAUUUAAAUUCACCGCCAGCCACAAAAGAUCCUGGUCCAUUUAAUUCAAGUUCAUUUACUUACAUAAAAUUAUCAUUUCGCUCUGGUGGUCACAUUGAGUUCCACAAAUUAUUAAAACAACAGUUGCAGAAAAAGGCUUGGAUACAACGGAAGCCAAAAGAGAAUGCUCCUUCCAAAGUCCAUAGACGAGGUCCUGGGAUUGUUGGAAUUGAACGAAAUUUAGAAGAAAAAUCGCGUGCAACAGACAAAACUAUCAGUCAGGCAUUCAAAGAUCUGGACGGUUUAAUGGAAAAGGCCAAAGAGAUGGUUGCUUUAGCAGAUAAGUUUGCAUCAAAAAUAGAAGAAAAGAAAGGAAGCAUAACUGAAGAUGAAACUAUUUUAUUCAAAUCCUAUCUUCUUAGUGUUGGAAUUUCAAACCCUGUAACCAGAGAAACCCAUGGUACCGGGACAACAUACCAUAAUGAAUUGGCAAAGCAACUAGAAAUCUUUUUGAGAGAGCAAUUGAAGGAAGCUGGUGGUAUGAUGACGUUGACAGACGUAUAUUGUAGAUUUAACCGUGCACGAGGAAUGGAGCUAGUUUCUCCUGAAGAUUUGGUUAAUGCAUCACGACAGUUUGAGUCUCUUAAACUUCCAUUGAGACUGCGCUCAUUCGACAGUGGCGUGUUGGUUAUUCAGUCUUCAAAUCAUAGUGACGAAGAAGUUAUUAGAGAUACAAGGGAUAAAUUAUUUUCUAAUAAGUGCUUGACAGCAGAUGAACUCUCGAAAAUUCUUGGUUUGUCAGUCAUGCUUGCUAAGGAAAGGUUGCUUGUUACAGAGAAAGUAGGCAAAGCAUGUCGAGAUGAUUCUGUGGAAGGUUUAAAGUUUUAUCCCAACUUCUUUCUUGAAACACCCGUUGAAUAAAACCCCGACUACAAAAUCAUCCACCUUAAUGCUUACAAAAACUAUAGUGCAGUUACAAUUGAUUUGGUCACUGGUUUGGAUGCAUUUGACUGGCCAGUCUUAAUGGAAAGAAAAGAAGGAAAGAACUUUUCAACCACCGGACCACCAGUGUCGGUGCCAAAUAAUUCGUGUUUGACGUAAUAUAAUGUUAAAAGAUUUGCUGAGAAGAACUAUAUUUUGUUGCAAUAGUGUUACUUUAGUCGAUAUCUAUAGAUCUUAAUUCACAAUUAAUCAACUUUCACCUUACAGUUUUGAAAGUCUUCUGUUUCAUCGAUAUCUCGUGCUGUGUACGUCGGGAGUAUUCCCUACACAAC